Marmota flaviventris (yellow-bellied marmot) is the source of this 1566-nucleotide messenger RNA. The record is from RefSeq and is a predicted model, not a curated record. Lineage: Eukaryota; Metazoa; Chordata; Mammalia; Rodentia; Sciuridae.
ACUGGAGAAGCAGAGGAGUGUAGAGGCAGAGGGGUAGGCAGGCUGGCCCAUGGCUGAGGCCUUGCUCCCAGAGCUGGAGGGAGAUGCCGAAGCCACGCCUUGCCCCAGUGUCCUGGAGCUAGAGGAGCUCCUCAGGGCAGGGAAGGCCUCUUGCAGCCGUGUGGAUGAAGUUUGGCCCAAUCUUUUCAUAGGAGAUGCGGCCACGGCAAAUAACCGCUUUGAGCUGUGGAAGUUGGGCAUCACCCACGUGCUGAACGCCGCCCAUGGGGGCCUCUACUGUCAGGGCAGCCCUGAUUUCUACGGCAGCAGUGUGAGCUACCUGGGGGUGCCAGCCCACGACCUCCCUGAUUUUGACAUCAGCACCUACUUCUCCUCUGCAGCUGACUUCAUCCACCGUGCCCUCAGCACACCUGGGGAGUCUGUCCUUACUGCCUGCCACAGGGCUCUGCCACUUUGCGGCUCUGGCACUGACCCUGCUGGUGCUUUUGGAGGCUGUGGCCCAUGUGGAUGCCAAGAAGAUGCUAAGAGCCCAGCGUGGGAUCAAUCCUCGAGUCUGCCACUCCAUCUACUUCCUCCUGUAUCCCUCACCCCAUCUUGGUCACUGGCUUCAGUCCCUACAGAAACAGCAUCAAAUGUGCAGAGACAGGCGGCUGGAAGCUGGCAGCACAAAUCGCCUGUCAGAGAAGACCACAGCCUGCGUGGGACACCCCCUCAGGAUGAACUCACUGCAGAAGCAGGAUCUCCGGAGGCCCAAGAUCCACGGGGCAGUCCGGGCAUCUCCCUAUUCACCACCCACGCUGGCCUCGCUGCAGCGCUUGCUGUGGGUCCGCCGGGCCACCAUGUUGAACCAUAUCAAUGAGGUCUGGCCCAACCUCUUCUUGGGAGAUGCGUAUGCUGCCCGGGACAAGAGCCAACUGAUCCAGAUGGGUAUUACCCAUGUUGUGAAUGUUGCUGCAGGCAAGUUUCAAGUGGACACAGGUGCCAAGUUCUACCACGGAAUGCCCUUGGAGUACUAUGGCAUCGAGGCUGAUGAUAACCCCUUCUUUGACCUCAGUGUCUACUUUCUGCCUGUUGCUCAAUAUAUCCGAACUGCCCUCAAUACUCCCCGAGGCCGCGUGCUGGUACACUGUGCCAUGGGGGUAAGCCGCUCCGCCACACUUGUCCUGGCCUUCCUCAUGAUCUACGAGAACAUGACACUGGUAGAGGCCAUCCAGACGGUGCAGGCCCACCGAGAUAUUUGCCCCAAUUCAGGCUUCCUCCGGCAGCUCCAGGUUCUGGACAACCGGCUAGGGCGGGAGACGGGGCGGCUAAUGACCUGACAAGCAGCCCAGAGCCCUGGCUCUCCAUCCAGCAUAGCCCAACCUGACUAGCCUAGACCUGGGGAUGGCAGCCUCUGCUGUUUCCAGAGACCCUGAGAUGUAAACAGCAAGUAGGGGCUUAGCUGAGGCAGGGGCAGGGAGAGCUGGGUGGUGACCUUUAGCAGGUGGAUUCCCCAACCCAAUCAGAGAUUCUUUAUGCAAAAGAGAAUUCAGUCUGUCUCUAUAAUAAAACGUUCAUCAGAAUAAA